Aspergillus pseudonomiae is the source of this 762-nucleotide messenger RNA. RefSeq lists its product as uncharacterized. The record is from RefSeq and is a predicted model, not a curated record. Bases 1 to 762 code for a protein of 253 amino acids. The transcript is spliced from 3 exons. Lineage: Eukaryota; Fungi; Ascomycota; Eurotiomycetes; Eurotiales; Aspergillaceae.
AUGGAUGAGGAAAUCUGGGAUUUCGACUGUACCGGUUCUGUCAUGAGAUUCGAUGACAAGGAACUCAAACUCAACGAGCAGUUAACAGAGGUCCUUGAUGAUAGAAUGGGCCAACGACAUGUUCUUGCCUUCGCAGAUGACAUCAAGACCGAGGAGCGCUAUCUGGUGAAGAUUCGUUACGAAUUAAACCCGAAAUACUUCGACUUCGAAGAUCCCGAGGAAGAAAGGGAGAUCGCUAUAGACCACUUCUCCUGUGAGGUGGAUGCUGCACAGCGUCUUAGUGAUGCCGGGUAUGGACCGAAGUAUGUAGCCCACUGGGGGCAGUUUCAAGGUAGUGGAUGGCCUUUUUAUGGAGGUGCUGUCUUCUUUCUUGUCAUGGGUACUGUUCCCGGGGAGGAUGUCAAUGAGAUCCGCGACGAACUGUCAGACAGGCAGCUAGACAGCAUCAGAAGCCAGCUAGCUCGUAUAUUAGAGCUCAUGCGAACAAAUGGAUACAAGCUAUACGAGCAGCAUCCCAGUUUUCUACGCUACGAUAAGGUGGCAGACAAGCUAUAUCUAGUUGACCUUACCUUUAUCGGCUUUACGGAUCCAAACAGUGAAACUUCUAUCCCAGUGACAGAGGACAACGUGUAUGUGGAGGCCUUCAACAUCUGGCGAUACCCUUACGAAGAGCCCCCUCAAGCCCCUCGGCCUCCUCUUUCUGGUGAUGAGAUUGCUUUGUUUUCUACCUUUUCCGUUUCUGUUCACGAUUAUACAAGAUAA